AUGUAUUCUCUCUUGAUAUCUAAAGAAUCAUCACUUGAAGAUCACUUGACUAUGUUCAAAGAUAUUGUGACUGAUUUUGAGACUUUGGAAGUUAAGUAUGAUCAGGAGGACUUGGUUUUGAUCUUGUUAUGCUCGUUGUCACCAUCAUAUGUGACUUUUAGAGAUACUAUUCUCUAUAGUCAGGAUAUUCUCACUGUGGACGAGGUCUAUGAUGUUUUACUAUCGAAGGAGAAGAUGAGACAUCUUGCAAGUGGAUUUGGAAGUCAGGCUGAAGGGUUUCUUGCUCGUAGGAAAAAUCAAGAUAGAAAUCUUAGUAGGAAUAUAAGGGAGUGGGUUCUUGGCUUGGCAUGUACAUUCCAUAUUUGUCCUAAUAAAGAUUGGUUUACAAGUGCAAUGAUUAUGAAAAAUAACGUGCCUUGCAAAAUUAUCGAAGUUGGUAGAGUCAGAAUCAAAAUGUUCAGUGAUGCUAUUAGAACACUUAUAGAUGUAAGGCAUGUUCUAGAACUGCAGCAAAUUCUCAUAUCUUUGAGUAUACUUGACACAAAUGAGUAG
This is a messenger RNA of Olea europaea var. sylvestris, 552 nucleotides long. RefSeq lists its product as uncharacterized. The transcript is spliced from 2 exons. The record is from RefSeq and is a predicted model, not a curated record. NCBI's taxonomy places the organism in Eukaryota, Viridiplantae, Streptophyta, Magnoliopsida, Lamiales, Oleaceae. The coding region runs from base 1 to 552 and encodes 183 amino acids.